CUUGAACACCUGAGUUGUGGUGGCAAAUACAAAGUUCCAGCAAUCGUUUAUAUAACCGCCGUGCGAGACAACUGCCCGAUCGGGCAAUAACAGGUGACGCAAAAACAGUCAAUCAAACGCUGCUAGCCACGUUACAAGCAAGUGCCUUCAGGCAUGGCUGCUGUGUGAUAAAUCGUGCUUCAUAAAAUAUAUUGCAAGGAAGGGACAACUGGAAAAGAAUCUCCAGAAACGCUUACCUAGGUCGUUUGCGACGACGCCGUUGAACAACUUGCGAGUGGACCGCUUCGUCGGACUUGAGCAACAACGGGCCAGUAGAAAGACGGCACGUAGACGACGUAGGAGGCGCAGCCACUAUCCCGACCAUCCACGCAAAGCCGAGCCAGGCCGAUAUAGGUGUUUCGCUGAUCGGCGCAGGAAGGGACACGGGGACUUCAGGGACACUGCAAGGUCUCUGCCUGAGCCCAUAUCACCAUGUUGUUCCGCACACCUUUCACGGACCUGGUGUCCGCGUGUGUGGAAGGAGAAAGCAACCGCAACUGCCAGAAGCUGUCCAUGCAGCUAGCGCUCUGCAAGGAGGCCUACGGCGAGCAUAGGGCUCAAGAGAAGUGCGCGGCGGAAAGCGAGGACUUCAAAGAGUGUAUCUACGGUUUUAAGCAGCGUGCACGAGUGGUCAUCAUGCAACGAGAGCGGGAGAGGCAGUUCAAGAACGGGGAGCGGAAGCAGCACUAUGCCGAAACGCCUCCCGUAGAUGGCUUCGCCAUGCGUGACCCGUUUUCAUAAGCUGUUCACUUGCUGUAGAAAAUAAAUGCUGUGCAAAUUACUGCAA
Messenger RNA from Dermacentor albipictus, 826 nucleotides. RefSeq names its product NADH dehydrogenase (ubiquinone) 15 kDa subunit (gene ND-15). The record is from RefSeq and is a predicted model, not a curated record. NCBI's taxonomy places the organism in Eukaryota, Metazoa, Arthropoda, Arachnida, Ixodida, Ixodidae.